Lachancea sp. 'fantastica' is the source of this 339-nucleotide messenger RNA. Lineage: Eukaryota; Fungi; Ascomycota; Saccharomycetes; Saccharomycetales; Saccharomycetaceae. The record is from the annotation of a GenBank genome assembly.
AUGUCUAACGCGCUGGAUCAGUUCAUCAUGGAAGAUGUGGCCCGGAAUUGCCCUCAGCAGUUCAUGGAAUACCAUAAAUGUGUAUCGAAAAACCGGGAAGACCCUUCCCAAUGCGCAUACAGACAAAGAGACCUAUCGGUGUGUAUAAAACAGAAAGUGCCAAGUGUGCAGAAAGUAAUGAGCCAUUGCGGGUCUUUAAUGGCCCAGUAUGAGACGUGUUUGCGUGAAAACAUGGAAACCAGAACAAUCAAUGAAAAUUGCAUCCCAUUAUUGAAUAAAAUGCGUCAGUGUGCGGAAACGCAGAUACAGGGCGAAACGAAUCCAAUCAACCAGCUAUAA